AGGGCAUCCGUAAUAAUCUUACUAGUCUCAAACCAUUUUCAACAAAGUCUUUAGAAUGUAUCAUAUUAAUUCGAGAGUGCUGUUCUCCUGGAACAAUCAUUUGACAUCGCAGUUCAGUUCAUUUUCGGAGAUCCUAGUAUCUGAAUUGAACGGCAUCAAAGCAGCUGGGACGUGGAAAAGCGAGAGGAUCAUUACAUCCUCACAAAAAAAAAAGAUUUCAUUGACAAGCGGACAGGAAGUGCUCAACUUUUGCGCGAAUAACUACUUGGGACUAGCAAAUAAUAAGGAAGUCGUUGCGGCCGCUAAAUGUGCUCUGGACAAUUACGGAGCAGGAUUAAGUUCUGUGAGAUUUAUUUGUGGAACUCAAAGUAUUCAUCGGGACUUGGAGAAAAAAAUUGCAGAAUUCCAUGGACGCGAGGAUGCGAUCGUUUAUGCUUCCUGUUUUGAUGCCAAUGCUGGACUUUUCGAAGUCCUCACGACUUCAGAGGAUGCUGUGAUCAGUGAUGAGUUGAAUCAUGCUUCUAUCAUCGAUGGAAUCCGAUUAUGCAAGGCGAAAAAGUUUAGGUAUAAACAUAGAGAUAUGAAAGAUCUGGAACUUAAACUCGAGGAGAGUAAAACCUGCAGAUUGCGGGUAAUUGUGACGGAUGGGGUGUUCUCGAUGGACGGCAAUAUAGCCCCCCUCGCCGAAAUUAUAAAAUUAGCGAAAAACUAUAAUGCUAUCACAUUGGUCGAUGAUUGCCAUGCUACAGGAUUUCUCGGUAAAACUGGAAGAGGUACUGAAGAAUACUUGGACCAUCUCGGUCAGGUGGACAUAAUAAACUCUACAUUGGGAAAGGCUCUAGGGGGAGCAGCUGGUGGGUACACGACGAGCUCAAGAUCUCUGGUUAAUCUUCUGCGUCAGAGAAGUCGCCCCUAUUUGUUUUCAAAUUCUCUCCCACCUCCAGUCGUUGCUUCGGGGAUGAAGGCUCUGGAACUAGUGAUGAGUAGCUCAAAACUAAUAGACCAACUGAAGGAAAACACUCAACUGUUCAGGUCAGCCAUGGUCGCCAAGGGGUUUGUCAUCAGCGGAGAAAAUCAUCCCAUCAGUCCCGUGAUGAUUGGCGAUGCUAAAUUGGCUUCUCACUUUGCUGAUAAAAUGCUUGAAAGAGGAAUUUAUGUGAUUGGAUUCAGUUAUCCCGUCGUUCCCAGAGGAAAAGCCAGAAUUCGAGUGCAAUUGAGUGCAGUUCACACCAAGGAAGAUAUCGAUAGAGCUGUUAAUGCAUUCACUGAAAUUGGAAAAGAUCUUAAUGUUAUUUAAUUAUAAAAACGAAAUCAUAAUCAGUAAGUCGAUUUCUUUGUAAAGUAAUCUGGUAGUAAUCGUAGGGACAAGAUGCAUAAAUUUUGGGAGGAAACAAUUUUUCCACCUCAUUUUUUUUACACAUUACACUAAUAAAUGUUCCUAAGUCGCCUGUAA
Messenger RNA from Fopius arisanus, 1453 nucleotides. RefSeq names its product Glycine C-acetyltransferase (gene Gcat). Bases 56 to 1297 code for a protein of 413 amino acids. Lineage: Eukaryota; Metazoa; Arthropoda; Insecta; Hymenoptera; Braconidae. The transcript has 5 exons. Gene Ontology annotation, molecular function: pyridoxal phosphate binding; glycine C-acetyltransferase activity. The record is from RefSeq and is a predicted model, not a curated record. Gene Ontology annotation, biological process: L-threonine catabolic process; biosynthetic process. Gene Ontology annotation, cellular component: mitochondrion.